Molecule: messenger RNA, 203 nt
Organism: Symbiodinium pilosum
Lineage: Eukaryota; Dinophyceae; Suessiales; Symbiodiniaceae
Source: the annotation of a GenBank genome assembly
GUGUGCCUGGCCUGACAGAGAAAGAGUACCGCGAUUCCAUGAUGUUCCCAGUGCCUGGACGCACAGACAUCUCUCUGGCGAACAACGACUGGGUUGCGCAGACCAUUGAGACUAUGUUUGGCGACUGGGCGGAGGAGAGUCUGCUGCAGGCAGAACGAGCGCUUCGCGUCAAAGGUCUCCCAAAGCCUUCAUUUUUAGACCAG